Molecule: messenger RNA, 1275 nt
Organism: Juglans microcarpa x Juglans regia
Lineage: Eukaryota; Viridiplantae; Streptophyta; Magnoliopsida; Fagales; Juglandaceae
Product: type II inositol polyphosphate 5-phosphatase 15-like
Exons: 2
Coding region: 1-1275 (424 amino acids)
Biological process (GO): phosphatidylinositol dephosphorylation
Molecular function (GO): phosphatase activity
Source: RefSeq, a predicted model, not a curated record
AUGGGAAUAAAUAGUAAUGGCCAAAGUGUUAUGGAGCUUCUAAAGAACCCACCAUAUCAGGUGCAAGUGGUAUCACCUCAGCUUCAGAACGUUGACAAUCAGGAAGGUAUUAAAAAAUCUCAUUCUCUAACAAGCGAAGAGAAGCACAUGGCUACUCUAUUAGUGGAGAGGUCUUGCAUUGAUUUUAAGAGCCAACUCUCUAUGAAUGAUUUCAGUAACAUACCAACAUCAGAUGGUAAGUAUCUGUUACCUGAUAACUCUAGAGCAAAUGCGUGGAGUGCUAGUUAUGUUCUUUCCUGGGCUAAUCAUGAUGGUAUAUGUGGAUGGAACAACACAUCUCCAGGACCUCUUGAUAGCAUAUUGCAUUUAGAAUUGGCUGGCAAAGAAUUUUUAUAUACAAGGAUAGAAAAUGUGAAAAUCUUGUCUGGCAUAUGGAAUGUUGGGCAGGGAAGACCAUCUCAUGACUCACUUAUAUCUUUGUUGGGUUUUAGGGCCAAAGAUGAUGGGGUUGUUGUUGUUGGGUUGCAAGAAGUUGAAAUGGAUGCUGGUGUCCUUGCACUAUCAAUUGCUAAGAAGACUAUAGAUCUUGAAAGAAGUACUAUUCGACAAUGGUGGAUGGGUAUGAUUGGUAAAACAUUAGAUGAAGGGUCAACAUUUGAACAUGUUAGUUCUAGGCCACUGGGGGCUUGCUUAUCUCAGUGUGGGUUAGAAAUAGUUUUAGAAGUGAUGUUGACACUGCAACAAUUCCAUGUGGAUUUGGGUGUGCCAUUAAAGCAGUUAAUCAACGAAAUGAGGAUUUUGAUCAUGUAUAUCGAACAAAUGAAAUUUUGUCGAUCCCCUCAUGUUUUCAAUGCUGCUGUUGUUGGUUCUACUACUGCUUCUCAAAUGCUUCGUGGUACAAAUUUUAUUGGCAAGCAACCUGCAGAAGGGAUGUCAAAGUUAGUUGAGGUAGACUUGGUCAUAGUUCUUGGUAAUUUUAAUUAUCGUCUUGAUGGUAUCACUUAUGAUGAAGCAAGGGACAUUAUUUUUCAAAGAUACUUCGAUAGGCUUAGAGAAAAAGAUCAGCACCUGACAGAAAGGGAAGCUUGUAAUUUCUUCCUAGGGAUGCGUGAAGCAGCUAUUACAUUUCCACCCACAUACAAGUUUGAUGCAGAUGAUAAAGUUGUUGAGAUAGGAGGCCUUGAAGUCAAGGAGCCAUGGUCAUCCUUGUGUUUGGACAAAUGGGUCAGGUCCUUGCCAAUUUAUUGUCCACCCAUUGGUUUUUUGGAUUUAUAA